AUGUUGUCACGGGUCUCUCGCCAGAAAAAUGCGCUUUUCCACCUCCGGAAGGCCAAUGCCAUCCGAGCAUUAGGAGCCUCCUCCCCAAUGGCAGCUCGCCUACACUCGAAUCCGAGUCAAACGAGUCCUGUCGUGAAUACACUACACAAACCUUCAAAAGAACGAUCACGACGACUGUCACUCCAGUUACAUCGCAACCUCGCGACUGCCGCCGAUCAGUCCGCUCUUGACCAACCUUCCUCCUACGUUCCUCUGAACCAGCCUCCAUUUUCACCCUCGAUCGAUGGAUCCGAUCUCAUUAAUUAUUCAUCUCCUUUCCGACAAAGGCCAAACUCCUUCGACAGCUCUUCCUUGGUUAUCGUGAAUGAAAUUCCAUCGACCCAACAGAAAGUAUUUCGGAAAAGACGAGGAAUCGGUGGCGAUGAGGAGGAGAUGUUAGCGAACUUUGACAUGUCUCUGAGGGUUGGCCGAUUUGACCGUGCUGCUGCGUUGAUCGACCGUUUAAAGUCAUUUUACUCUGUCGACUCACAUGAGUUCCUGGUUCUCCACAAUCGCUAUCUUGAACAGAUGGUAUCGCACAUGAUCGUUACUCGGCAGUCUGAGAUGGUUCUGCCUUUGCAAAAAUGGUUCGAAGUCGACAUGCCGCAUGCGGGUGUCACGGCCAAUGAUUUUACUUUUGCUGUCAUGAUACGCAUGGCUUUGCGUAUGCUUCACGGCUCUAAGCGAGACCGAACAGUUCGUCGGUAUUGGGAUUUGGCCAAAAAGGCCGGUUUGGAAGAGGAUCUUUUGGCCGUCGAGGUACUUACAGAUUUGGACUUAGGCGAGCUGUCCAAGGUAAGAAUAUUCUCAACGUUUUUCGUUAUGAUGGAUCCCUUUCCAUCUCAUGACUCCUUACUAAACGACCCGAAACAUCAGAUAUGUUCCUACGAUUUACUCCCUACCACGUUCGAAGAAAUGAAGUUCGAUGAAAGCCCAAUCCCCGAUGUUCGACCUGCCGAUAACACCCCCGAAGUACUAGCUACAAGGCAAAAGGGUUUAGGCUUGUCUUCACUUCAAGCAUCAUUGUCUUCGCUCGCGGACAUGUCCCAAAUUGCCCUGCCUCAAGACUUCCAAGGCACCGAGCAGGAACGGGAGGAUAUCAUCAAUCAAUUCAGGCAACAAAAGCUCGAAACAGAUACUAUGACUACAGCCUCGAACCGUUGGCGCAAGGAGUUUGAACAAAGAAGCAAGGUUGGCGUCGAUAUGAGUUCUGGCAAUUCGAAGCUCAGUCAUAUGAUCGGCCAGUGGCACACAGGUCUUGCCGAGGCCAUUCGAAAUGAGAUCAAACUCGCUGAGGAAGAGGAAGGGAAACCCAUCCGCAACGAGGAGCAAGCCGCUCGGUGCGAGUAUUCCGUUUUCCUCCAAGCUCUGGACCCGGAUCGCUUGGCUGCGGUUACCAUAAUUUCCACGAUAGACGCGUUCACUAGGGGAGGGAUUCAAAAGGGCGUGAAGGUCUCUGGGGUUGCCACAAGGGUAGGCGAAGAUAUCAAGGACGAGUUAUUGGCCGAUACCUUCCUCAAGAAAAAUGUGGCGGGCAACUUCCGCCGUGCCCAAAUGCUGAAGGAAAUGCUCGCUAACAGGAGAGGCAAGGAUGGGCGGAUGCGAUGGAAGGCUCUGUCCGAGAAUCUGCAAAAGGAGGAACCACAACUUGCUUGGACGCCUCGAGUCGUAGUCAGGACGGGAGCCGUACUGAUGGGCCUUCUAUUCAACGUCGCAAAGGCCUCUGUCAGGACCACGGAUGCCACAACUGGCAAGAAUAUCACUACGACGCAGCCGGCGUUCCUGCAUUCAUAUGAAAUCCACUAUGGAAAGCGUUUGGGUCUAUUUUACAUGAACCCAGACAUCGUGGAAAAACUUACUAAGGAGCCCCCGGCGGACAUGUUGAGUCGCCAUCUUCCUAUGAUAUCCAAGCCCCGGCCGUGGACAGGAGCGAAAACAGGAGGAUAUCAUGUAUAUCAAAGUUCCAUUGUUCGAACUACUCCCGGUGAGACUCUCCAGCCAGCAUAUAUCGAUGCUGCCUUGGAGAAUGGUGGUCUUAAGGAAAUUCGAAAUGGACUUAACGUUCUCGGAAACACCGGAUGGGUUGUCAACCGCGAAGUGUUUGAUGUUAUGCUUGAAGCUUGGAAUUCCGGGGAAGCUAUCGGGAAUCUGGCACCGGUGGAACCGGAUCUUAAAAUUCCACCGAAGCCAGCUGCGGACGCUGGUUACGAGGCCGAGAAGGAAUGGAAUGUUAAAAUGCGUGACAUCGAGAAUUUACGAUCUGGAUUUCAUUCGAUGCGAUGCUUCCAGAACUUCCAAUUGGAAGUUGCUCGUUCAUUUCGAGAUGAAACCUUCUAUCUGCCUCACAAUAUGGACUUUCGAGGCCGAGCCUACCCUCUUCCUCCUUAUCUCAACCAGAUGGGAUCCGACAAUGCCCGGGGUCUCCUUCUGUUCAGCAAAGCCAAACCACUUGGCGUGAGUGGAUUGCGUUGGCUGAAGAUCCAAAUCGCAAACUUGGCUGGAUUCGACAAGGCAAGCAUGUCUGAGCGUGAGCAGUUUGCUAUGGAUCACCUAGAUGAAAUUCUCGACUCUGCCAACAAGGGUCUCCAUGGUAAACGUUGGUGGUUGAAAGCCGAGGAUCCGUGGCAAUGUCUGGCGGCCUGCCUUGAGCUCCGCAAUGCUCUGCGCUACUCCGAUCCAACUGAAUAUCCCUCUCGACUUCCUAUCCAUCAAGACGGUUCCUGCAAUGGUCUCCAGCACUAUGCCGCGCUCGGAGGCGACAAAGUCGGUGCUCAGCAAGUCAACCUAGAGCCAUCGGACCGACCGUCUGACGUUUACACUGGUGUCUCCGAAUUUGUGAAGAAGUCGGUAGCUAAGGAAGCUGCUGAAGGUCACGAGAUUGCUCGACUUCUUAAUGGCAAAAUCACCCGGAAAAUCGUCAAGCAAACAGUCAUGACUAACGUCUAUGGUGUGACUUUUAUUGGAGCAAUGCGGCAAGUCCGCAAACAACUCAAUGACCAUUACCCUGAGUUGUCAACUGAGAUGAGGAAAGCCGGUGCUCUGUAUAUUGCAAGAAAGAUUUUCGAGGCUUUGGGCUCCAUGUUCAACGGAGCUCACGAUAUUCAGUACUGGCUCGGUGACUGCGCCACUCGUAUCACACAAUCUCUGACCCCCGAACAAAUUGAGACUUUGACGAACGAGGCACUAUCACCCAGUAAGGAUACUCCAAAAGCUCUGGAUCCAACCAAAAGGUUUCAGACAACCGUUAUCUGGACAACCCCUCUCGGCCUGCCUGUGGUCCAGCCAUAUCGCACCAGAAAGGCGCGACGUGUCUUCACUUCAUUGCAAUCCAUCAACAUCGUGGACCCAACUUCGGAAGCUACUGUCUCUCGUCGCAAGCAACUCCAGGCUUUCCCUCCGAACUUCAUUCACUCUCUUGAUGCCACUCAUAUGAUGUUGUCUGCCAAUGCUUGCAACGAAGCUGGUCUCACUUUCUCGGCUGUCCACGACUCUUUCUGGACUCAUGCCGGUGAUGUCGACACAAUGAAUUCAAUUCUGCGCGAUGCGUUCGUGCGCAUGCAUUCUGAUGAUGUUAUCGGACGCCUGGACGCUGAGUUCAAGGUCCGUUUUGGCAAAAACAUGCUCCUAGCAAAGGUUGCAACCCAGAGCGCGGUUGGGAGGGCUAUCAAUGCUUAUCGCAAGCGCAACGCACGGGGUGGUAAGCUUCCGGAGCUAAUCCAAGAAAACCGUCGCCAAACACUACUGCGUUCUGAUGAUCCUGCCGAUCAAGCCGAGGGUCGUGCCAUGGUUACUCCAGCCUCUAUAUUUGAGGAGAUGGGAGCUACUGACGACGAUCUCUCAAUUGCUUCGACUCUUGGAGAGACCAGUGUUGGUCAUGUUCCCAAGGAUCUUGACACUGCUGAGCGGAGCCCAUCUGCAAAUGUCGAUACUAGCGACCCAGCCAUCGAGAGUUUGUUCACAGAAGUCGAUAUGAUGGACCCCAAUGCGGCGUCCAAGGCUGAUGUCGACCUCGAUGAACCCGCUGAGGCAGAGGGAGUCACCCUGAAAUCCAAGGCGCAAACCAAAAAGCGAAGCGAGAGGAGCACUUGGCUCUGGCUCCCUCUUACCUUCCGACCAGUCCCUGCCAAGGGCGAAUGGGAUCUGACACGGAUCCGCAACAGCCAGUAUUUCUUCUCUUAA
Penicillium macrosclerotiorum is the source of this 4218-nucleotide messenger RNA. Its product is annotated as DNA-directed RNA polymerase. The transcript has a single exon. NCBI's taxonomy places the organism in Eukaryota, Fungi, Ascomycota, Eurotiomycetes, Eurotiales, Aspergillaceae. The record is from RefSeq and is a predicted model, not a curated record. The coding region runs from base 1 to 4218 and encodes 1405 amino acids. Gene Ontology annotation, biological process: mitochondrial transcription. Gene Ontology annotation, cellular component: mitochondrial DNA-directed RNA polymerase complex. Gene Ontology annotation, molecular function: mitochondrial promoter sequence-specific DNA binding; DNA-directed RNA polymerase activity.